Messenger RNA from Phycodurus eques (leafy seadragon), 1430 nucleotides. RefSeq names its product WD repeat domain 4 (gene wdr4). The record is from RefSeq and is a predicted model, not a curated record. Gene Ontology annotation, cellular component: tRNA methyltransferase complex; nucleus; cytosol. NCBI's taxonomy places the organism in Eukaryota, Metazoa, Chordata, Actinopteri, Syngnathiformes, Syngnathidae. Gene Ontology annotation, molecular function: protein binding; tRNA (guanine(46)-N7)-methyltransferase activity. Gene Ontology annotation, biological process: RNA (guanine-N7)-methylation.
GCAGCAGUAGCUUGAAAACGGCGCACGUGCGGAGUCAACGUCUCGCAAUCACAGACAUGGCUGCCAUUGGUAUCUGCGGUGAGUGGAUGUUUCUGUCGUGUGGCACAAAGUUGAUAGCUGCUCACGUCAAGCAGGACAGAAAGCCAUUUGUAUUUGACUGUAGCACUGCUAAGAAAAAGGAAAAUGACCCAAAAGCUGACGACGACAAUAGUCUUGCAGGGACAACUGGAAGUGACAUAAUACUUGCGUUCACUAUUUCACCAUCCGGAAAAGUGGCGGCACUCACCGAUGACUCCAAACGACUGGUUCUAUUCGAGCGUCAACAUUGUUGGCAGUGUGUCAGCACCAGGUGGUUGGCGAGGAGGGGCACGUCCUUGGCGUUUACCAGGGGGGAAGAUGAGGUUCUUGUGGCUGAUAAAUCGGGUGAUGUGUACUCCUUCUCGGUGCUGCAACCGGAGAAGGAAGGCGAGCUUAAGAUGGGCCACCUUUCCAUGGUGCUCGCUCUCACGAUGUCACUUGAUGGGAAGUAUAUCAUCACUGCUGAUCGGGAUGAAAAAAUAAGAGUGAGUCACCUUUGUUCUCCGUACAACAUCCAGUCCUUCUGCCUAGGACACAAAGAGUUUGUCAGCUCGCUGUUGGUUCCUUCAGGCGAUCGGCACUGGUUGCUGUCAGGAUCAGGGGACGGGACGAUGAAGCUGUGGGAGUACAAAACCGGCCGGAGGCUCCAAAGCUAUGACUUGAAAGACCUCGACGAGACGCACGUCUCUAAAUUGGAGAACGAGAGGGUAACCGUUUGCCACAUAACCGGCUCCCCCGAUGGACGUCACGUAGCUGUGCAGUGUGACGGAGUGUCAACGAUUCGUUUUUUCGCGCUGAAGCGAGAGAAUGACGAAAAAAAACUCGUGCCGCACAGCAGGCUUUCCCUGCCACGUUGUCCUCUCGACAUGACCUUUGACCCAGAAGGCCGGCUUUGGGUGCUGAUGGAUUCCGUGGAGACGCUGCUUCAAAUCUACACGCUUGAACAAAGCACCUGGAAGUGUGAAACCGCUAGUCCUGAACUGAAAAGAGCGACUGCUGCCUUCGAGCCUCACUGGGAGACAAUUGACGUUGCCGCUAAGGCUACCAGCCGUUUUGAACAUCUGCACAAGCCGACUUUCGAUAACGUGGCCGUGUACAUGGAAAAGAAGCAGCAACGACUGGAGGAGCAGCAGAAGCAGAAGAGGAGGAAAAUGGAACCGAAAGGCAAUGGCAAGAAGGCCAGAAAAGUGGUGUGAAAUGCCUUUGUCAUCUCCACGUGCUGAAUUUUGAAUUUAUUUGACUGUUUUGGAUGACGCAUCAUGAUAAAUGUCAAUCACAUGGCAUCAUUUUAUGUUUUGCAGAUUUUUUUGAUAUGCCUCCCACAUGUAUCCAGAGCUAUAUAAAAAAAUAAA